AUGGCCCCGGAGGACGAGCGGGGAUUUGGGUCUGGGGUCUCGGGGGGUCUCUACCACGAGCGGCAGCGCCUGGAGCUGUGCGCCCUCCACGCCCUCAACAACCUCCUGCAGCGGCCCUGGCUCAGCAAAGCCGCGGCCGACGGCAUCUGCCACCGGCUGGCCCCCAACUCGCGGCCCAACCCCCACCGGAGCCCCCUGGGCACGGGGAACUACGACAUCAACGUGGUGAUGGCAGCGCUGGGCACGCUGGGGCUGGCGGCCGUCUGGUGGGACAAGCGGCGCCCCCUGGAGCGGCUCUCGGUGUCCCCAGUCCUGGGGUUCCUGCUCAACGUCCCCUCCCGGCCCCGUCUGGGGGGGCUGCGGCUGCCGCUGGCCCGGCCUCACUGGCUGAGCGUGAGACACCUGGGGGAUUCCUUCUACAACCUGGACUCCAAACUGCCCGCACCUGCCAGCAUCGGCACUGAGACACAGCUCAGGUGAGCCCAGGUGACUCCAAACUGCCCGCACCUGCCAGCAUCGGCAGCGAGGCACAGCUCAGGUGAGCUCAGGUGAGCUCAGGUGACUCCAAACUGCCCGCACCUGCCAGCAUCGGCACUGAGACACAGCUCAGGUGAGCUCAGGUGACUCCAAACUGCCCGCACCUGCCAGCAUCGGCAGCGAGACACAGCUCAGGUGAGCUCAGGUGAGCCCCAGGUGAGCCCAGGUGACUCCAAACUGCCCGCACCUGCCAGCAUCGGCAGCGAGACACAGCUCAGGUGAGCUCAGGUGAGCCCCAGGUGAGCUCAGGUGACUCCAAACUGCCCGCACCUGCCAGCAUCGGCACCGAGACACAGCUCAGGUGAGCUCAGGUGAGCCCAGGUGAGCUCAGGUGAGCUCAGGUGACUCCAAACUGCCCGCACCUGCCAGCAUCGGCAGCGAGACACAGCUCAGGUGAGGACAGGUGGGGACAGGUGAGCUCAGGUGAGCUCAGGUGAGCUCAGGUGACUCCAAACUGCCCGCACCUGCCAGCAUCGGCACUGAGACACAGCUCAGGUGAGCCCAGGUGAGCUCAGGUGACUCCAAACUGCCCGCACCUGCCAGCAUCGGCAGCGAGACACAGCUCAGGUGAGCUCAGGUGACUCCAAACUGCCCGCACCUGCCAGCAUCGGCAGCGAGACACAGCUCAGGUGAGCUCAGGUGAGCCCAGGUGAGCUCAGGUGACUCCAAACUGCCCGCACCUGCCAGCAUCGGCAGCGAGACACAGCUCAGGGAGUUCCUGCAGCGGGUGUUGGAUGAGGGGAGCUCGGAGCUGUUCCUGGUGGUGCCGCGGGAGGUGGAGGAGGAGGGGACCUGGUUGAAGCCUGAGUGACACCUGAACAACACCUGAAUGACACCUGAAUGACAC
Molecule: messenger RNA, 1384 nt
Organism: Poecile atricapillus (Black-capped chickadee)
Lineage: Eukaryota; Metazoa; Chordata; Aves; Passeriformes; Paridae
Product: josephin-2-like
Exons: 9
Coding region: 1-480 (159 amino acids)
Biological process (GO): protein deubiquitination
Molecular function (GO): cysteine-type deubiquitinase activity
Source: RefSeq, a predicted model, not a curated record